UUCACUACAUUCUACCUUCUGAACAAAGCGGAACUCUGGGGAGCUAUAGCAAGAUCUAUAGCAGCAACGACCGACUCAUUUUUUUAUCUGAUAGUCGCUUUCGGCCGACGUCGCUAUCAAACCCAACCGACUCAUUACUGCCAAAAAUCUUUCCUCCAUUGUCUUCCAUCGAUUGAAUCAUCAUCUUUUCGAAAUUCUUCUUUCUAUAUCCCAUCAGUCAUCAAAGUGCUUCCCCCCUCGCCGCAGGCCGAUUCUGCUUUGUCAUACACUCAACCUCCUUUCAAGUCCAUAUCUCAUCUCCUUCAAAGCCAGUUUGUGGACGAAUACGGACUUCAGCCCAGCGAUCAAAGCUCUGACUAGUGUCAUCCCAUCGGAGCGUAGAAUUGGGAGGAUAUAAAAGGAGUGCAUUUUCAGUAUUCUAGCAUUCUCAACGAUCUCGUCUCAACAUUCGAUCUCAGCUGGUCAUCGGAGUAGAAAUUGGAAAACUUUGGAGUUCAGCUCUGCCUAUAUUGUCAGGAAUAUAUAGCAGGAAGACGACAAGUGAUACUUGUUUUGUAACAAGUGUGGCCUGCUUCGCACGUUAUCCAAACCACUUCAAACCAUGUUCGAGGAAGAUUUCGAGAGGUGCUUCAUCUGCCAAGGGCCAUCCAAGGGACUCUAUUGUUCCUCAAUGUGUCGGCAAAAGGACCAGGGCUCUUUCUCUCCCCAGGUUAACCCUGACCAGGAAUCAGUACACAUAACCUCCCAGCUUCCACCUGCCCUUAGCCCGCACGUUCGUCCCAUGAACACCAUCUCUCUUUCCCCACGGAACUCAGGACAACCUCGGGCAACUAGCAAUGGGACUUCUUCCGGCUCAUCCUCUGUGAAUUCUUCCCCUCUGCACUCACCGCAAACAAAUCCUUCAGAUCUUGAUUCCCCCCAAAAGGGUCUUUUCAACCUUCCUCCACCAGCCUACCCGGUUACGCAGUUCGGUGCACCACCUUCUGCUGUACCUAUGAAAAUCCCCCCCCUUCUACCCAGAGCUUCACCCAUUUUUGGUGCCAUUGGCACACCGGGUUCUCAGGGAUCAACGGUUUACCCUCAUGGUGCAUCAAUAGAUACGUUGCGGUUCGGUCGAAGGCCUGGAGCAGUCAACAGUGUCACUUCUCCCAAUGCCCUCAUUCCUCGUUGCGCGUGUGGCUUGCCAGCCAACCAUAGGACACGGGCCAGGAGUAAGGAUCGCGCGGAUGUUGUUGACUCUGGGUUUUCCCGUCUUAGUCUGGGACCUUCUGUAGUGGCUCGAGAAGAACCCAUCAGCAGAUCACUACGUAUUGUCUCCGACUCUGCCAUUCCACCUUUCACUCUUUCCCCCAAGGGGACGCCUCAGACUAUUACUGCCACUCUCAACCAUUCAGGUCCUUUCCACACUGAGCAAUGUUCCCCUGUCGCCCCGAAUAAUGUCCUUUCGCGUUCCCGAUCUGAUCCUAUUCCCCCUUCACCCAAAGUUGGAAAGCGCACAUUAGCGCCUGUCCCAGUGGUUUCUACCAUUCUUCCCAUCCGACGCCAGUCUUCCCAUGAACCCGAGCGUCGAACGAACGUAUUGGAAGUCUCCAAUAUCGAUUCCCCUCGACGCGGAAGGAGUAGAGAAAGGCAAGAGCACCAUGGAGAUGCCGAAGACUGUCCUCCUGCGAUUUUGAACCAUCCUCCAGAAAGGGAAGCUGCCCCGUCCCGGUCGAGGACUAGGCGGGAUUCCAGACGGAGGAGUGGAGAGCGAUCCAGGUCACGACCAAGAGAAAGAAUCAGGGACCUUGACAUGUCUCGAGACAGGGAACACGACGGACAGAGGUCUCCUGUUUCUCACGAAGGCCCCCAAAUCCUACCAAGCUGGUCUCGACCAGCUUCAGUUGCCGACCAUGUCGUUCCGCUUUCUAUGAAGGGGCAAAGCAGUGGUGACAAGGAGAAGUAUGCGAGAGAUGAGGAUGAGAGGAAGAGGGAGGAGUUACGGAGGGCGACAAAUCAGUUCGGCCAGGUUUUCGGCGUUGCCGCUGGAUAAAGAGCGGAUGAGAUAGCAAAAUAAAGGAGUAACAUUGUAUAUUUCAAAAGAACACAUGUUCCAUCAUCAGUAUUCACACAUUUGCAUAGUUCACAAAAGGGGCAUCAUUGCCUCACGUACAUACAUCAUUCACAAUAGCAUCAAACAUUACAUACUCGUCUCAAUGCAUGAAAACGAUAGCAUCUUUUU
Molecule: messenger RNA, 2221 nt
Organism: Cryptococcus deneoformans JEC21
Lineage: Eukaryota; Fungi; Basidiomycota; Tremellomycetes; Tremellales; Cryptococcaceae
Exons: 4
Coding region: 602-2032 (476 amino acids)
Source: RefSeq, a predicted model, not a curated record